Messenger RNA from Asparagus officinalis (garden asparagus), 1225 nucleotides. Its product is annotated as transport and Golgi organization 2 homolog. The transcript is spliced from 7 exons. The record is from RefSeq and is a predicted model, not a curated record. NCBI's taxonomy places the organism in Eukaryota, Viridiplantae, Streptophyta, Magnoliopsida, Asparagales, Asparagaceae. The coding region runs from base 118 to 933 and encodes 271 amino acids.
ACCUUGCUUAUUUACCUUUUAAUAACUAGCGCUAAUCAAUUUACUUUCGUACUUGGUUUUGGUGAGGCGACGGUAGAUUCCAUUUCCCUCACAAAAACUGGAUUUUUAAGAGGGAUCAUGUGCAUAGCUGCUUGGAUUUGGCAAUCCCACCCUGCCCACCAACUCCUCCUCUUCCUCAACCGAGAUGAGUACCAUGACAGGGCUACAGAGGCAGUGGGAUGGUGGGGCGAGGGAAAUAAGAAAAUAUUGGGGGGUAGAGAUGUAAAAGGGGGAGGCACGUGGCUGGGAUGUACGAAGGAUGGGAGGGUUGCUUUUCUUACUAACGCGAGGGAGCCUGAAUCGAUCCCUGAUGCGAGGACUAGGGGUGUUUUGCCGCUGAGGUUCUUGGAGAGCACAAAAAGCCCUCACGAGUUUGCAGAGGAAAUUGUUCAAGAAGCAGACUAUUACAAUGGAUUUAACUUGAUACUUGCCGAUCUUUGUUCGAAAACCAUGGUUUAUGUCUCCAAUAGGCCUAAAGGAGAAUCCGUUUCAGUUCAGACAGUUCCUCCAGGCCUUCACGUGCUCUCGAAUGCACAAUUAGACACUCCUUGGCCUAAGGCACAGCGCCUCCAUGACAACUUUAGUCACUUACUAAAGAAACACGGGGAUGAAGAAGUCACUGCAGAGGAGGUUAUCGAGAAGCUGAUGAUGGACAAAACGAAGGCUGAUAUGGAUGAAUUGCCCAUUACGGGGUGUGAUCCUGAUUGGGAAUUCAACUUGAGUUCCAUCUUUGUUGAAACCGAUACUAAAAGGGGUCGAUAUGGAACUAGAAGCACGGCAGCGUUUUCUGCAAAAGUGAAUGGGGAGGUAACUUUCUAUGAGAGGUAUUUGGAGAGAGGCAUGUGGAAGGAGCAUAAAAUUCAAUAUCAGAUGGAAAAUGGGACUAAAGCUUAAAGCUAAUUUUGGUGAUCACUAUUUAUAUUGUUAAUGAAUAAAAACCCAAAAGAACUUAACAUUUCAUCUCUCAAAAAGUCCAAGAAGUCCAAGCACAUACACACAAGAGAAGAUCGACCGAAGAACAAGAUGACUGAGUAUUGAUACUGGUAUCAAUACUGAGUUUAUUGUUGUGGAUUAAAGACUGAAAUUGAUUAACUUCGAGAUCAAGUUUAAUCCAAGGGUUGAUAUUUGCUGCAAUACUCUAUAAAUAGGGGUAGAGAGUGAGAGGGUUCACGUGUGAAAUAUUUUA